Molecule: messenger RNA, 1023 nt
Organism: Penicillium soppii
Lineage: Eukaryota; Fungi; Ascomycota; Eurotiomycetes; Eurotiales; Aspergillaceae
Product: NAD-dependent epimerase/dehydratase
Exons: 5
Coding region: 1-1023 (340 amino acids)
Molecular function (GO): oxidoreductase activity, acting on the CH-OH group of donors, NAD or NADP as acceptor
Source: RefSeq, a predicted model, not a curated record
AUGGCUGAUGAACUUUACUGUCUUCCCCAUGGCUCACGAAUCCUGGUGACUGGAGCGAAUGGCUUCGUUGGGAGUAAUCUUGUUCACUGUCUGCUAGAACUAGGUUUCAAGGUCCGCGGGACUGUCCGCAAGCCGAAGCCAUGGCUCGAUGAGCUGUUCUGGGACAAGUUCGGAGAGGAUUCGUUUGAGUCGGCCGUUCUUCCUAACUUUGAGGACAAGGAAUUACUGUUCCAGGUGAUGCAAAACAUCUCUGGUGUGGCCCAUGUGGUAUCAGAUGUCAGCUUCAACUCGAAUCCGGAAGAGGUCGUGCCUUGGGUGAUUCAGGCAAUUCAUAACGUGCUAGAGGCUGCAUCCAAGCAGCGUGAGAUUCAACGAGUCGUCUUAACCUCUUCGGCACUCGCAGCACGGUUUCCGGAACAUAACAAAGAGGGUAUUGUUGUUCGUGAGAACUCCUGGAACGACAGCGCCAUAAAGGAAGCCUUCAAUCCAGACACUCCAGCUCACCUGAAGGGUUUCUUCUGUUACGCCGCGUCCAAAACUGAAGCGGAGAAGGCUGCAUGGAACUGGGUCAAAGAAAAUAAGCCCGACUUUCAAUUCAACACUGUCCUACCAGACUUUACUCUUGGAAGGAUUUUGCACCCAGAGAUCCACGGCUCAACGAUGGGCUGGGUCCGCUCCCUCACCAAGGGUGACAGAAAGAUUUUCCAGACAUUUGAACCCCAAUACUUUUGCGAUGUGGGUGACAUUGCACGUCUUCACGCAGCGGCCCUCCUCGAUCCCAAGACAGUCUCUCGACGCCUGUUCGGAUUCGCCAAUCGUUUCAACCUCACCGAGAUCAUUUGGAUUAUUCGAAAACUCAGACCUGACAACACUUUUAUCCCGGAUCCUCCUGUUGAUGAUGGGAGUGACCUGAGCGAGGUCAUUCCCGCCAAGGACGCGGAAAAACUCCUGCAGGAUUUCUUUGGACAAGAGGGGUGGAAAUCCAUCGAGGAAAGUAUUUCUGACGGACUAGAGGGGUGGUAG